Saimiri boliviensis boliviensis (Bolivian squirrel monkey) is the source of this 2576-nucleotide messenger RNA. The record is from RefSeq and is a predicted model, not a curated record. NCBI's taxonomy places the organism in Eukaryota, Metazoa, Chordata, Mammalia, Primates, Cebidae.
GUGAGCGCCGUUGAGCGCACGCUCAGAGCAGACCGCUCGCAAGAGGCAGGAUGUGAUAGUCUUAAGACCCUGGAAGCUGACGGCCAGAGGGAGGGGAAAGGUGGUCACAGAGGAGAGGCAAAGCAACCAGAGGUAGAGGUUCCCGGAGGUGACUGCAAGGAGAGUACGCAGCGGCGAGGGGCUGCAGAAGCGGACCCCGCGACUUCUGCGCCGACGCGGGGCGGGCGGGAGAGAGGAGGAGAGGGCAGCGCGGCGACGCUGCGGGCUGGCUCAGUCGGGGAGGGGGCUGCCAUGUCCCGUGAGCGACCCCCCGGCACCGACAUCCCCCGGAACCUGAGCUUUAUUGCCGCGCUAACGGAGCGCGUCUACUACCGUAGCCAGCGGCCCAGCCUCGAGGAGGAGCCGGAGGAGGAGCCAGGCGAGGGAGGGACGCGGUUCGGGGCCCGAUCCCGCGCUCACGCACCGAGUCGGGGCCGCCGGGCCCGCUCUGCACCAGCCGGAGGCGGCGGGGCUCGGGCGCCCCGCAGCCGUAGCCCAAACACCCGCAAGAGAGUGCGUUUCGCCGACGCACUGGGGUUGGAGCUGGCCGCCGUGCGCCGCUUCCGUCCUGGGGAGCUGCCCCGGGUGCCCCGCCACGUGCAGAUCCAACUGCAGAGGGACGCCCUCCGCCACUUCGCGCCCUGCCAGCCCCGCGCCCGCGGCCUCCAGGAGGCGCGCGCCGCCCUGGAGCCGGCCAGCGAGCCCGGCUUCGCCGCCCGCUUGCAGGCGCAGCGCAUCUGCCUGGAACGCGCCGAGGCGGGCCCGCUGGGCGUGGCCGGGAGCGCGCGCGUGCUGGACCUGGCCUACGAGAAGCGCGUGAGCGUGCGCUGGAGCGCUGACGGCUGGCGGAGCCAACGCGAGGCCCCCGCCGCCUACGCCGGCCCGGCCCCGCCCCCGCCGCGCGCCGACCGCUUCGCCUUCCGCCUGCCCGCGCCGCCGAUUGGGGGCGCUCUGCUCUUCGCCUUGCGCUACCGUGUGACAGGUCACGAGUUCUGGGACAACAACGGCGGCCGUGACUAUGCUCUACGAGGGCCGGAACACCCAGGCAGUGGCGGAGCCCCGGAGCCCCAGGGCUGGAUCCACUUUAUCUGAGACGAGGCACCUGCGGCCGACGGCGGAAAACCCCAAAGGCACCCGGGGGCGGGGGACCGAUGUGGCGGGGAGGAAUAGGAGAGACCAGGACUGGCGGGGAGGACGAGGAGGGUGGGGAAAGCGGGGGCGUGGGGAAGGGGGGGGUGGGCCGAAUCAACGAAGCUCGGGGAGGGAGAUCGGGUUGUUAAAAGCUGGUCGGAUGUGAGCAGAGGGAACCCAGGGUAUAGGAGGAAGGAGACUGUACACGGCACCCAAGGGAUUAGACAAAAGGAAAAGAAUGGGGAUGAUGGUGGCUUUCCCCUCAGUGAGUGGGCACUGGGAGGAAGGGAGGAGGUUCAUCGGGCCUAGGCAGUUGAAGAAGGUUAAGAACCUUUUGGGGAUGGAGGAGGUAUGAUGUAAAGUAGCCCACCCAGUCGAAGUCAUUUAGAUUGCUGGCGCAUUCCCUCUUCUUACCCGCCUUUUCCACCUCAGGUCCCCUUGUCCUGCCAAUCCUAGCUUUAACUCAGCCAUAAUUGCCUUGCUUAAUCCCAGGAACCUGGCCAUUGCUCCUUGGUCCUUGGCAUUAUGACGGGAUUCCCUUGUCACCUCUGACAGUUCCUGGCUGCGGUGUCCGUGGACUGGCAGGGGAGUGAUGACAGGUAGCCGUCAGAGCUCCAGCCUCCAGGCAGCUUUAGCGAUUAAAAUGGAGGCCAAAGCAACUCCAGAUCUGUUCUUAUAGCCAAAUACUGAGGUGCCUAAGGGUUGGUACACUCAGGGGCUUCCAGGAAAAUGCCAGCCUUACUUUUCUGGAGUGCCUUUUAAUAACCUCCAAGCACUUUAUGGACUGUUUGUCGAGGGACGGUGAAUCAGGAGAAUCACUAUUCUGAUUUCUUUUGCCUCCGAAGAGGAAGUCCCUGACUAGCUAUAUAACUUUGGGCAAGUUACUUCAUCUCUUUGUGCCCCAGUUUUUUCCUUGGGAAAUUGGAUUUAGGUUAGAUGAUCUUUGAAGGCCCCUUGUAUGAUAUGUUGUGAUCUGUACAUGGCAGAGUAUAGAUUAGAAGCCACAUUUUCCAACCUAGUGCUAUGGUUCAGAACACAGAACACCCCAAGCAUUUGGUUGAAGCUGAGGAUGGUUCCUCUGGUUUUUGGCACAGAUGUUCAAGAGUCCAGGAAGCAUCCCAUAACCAACUUGCAGCCUCACCUCACCCCAGCAUAUUCCAGAGCCCCUUCCAAACGACAGCUCAUCCUCUGCUCCAUUUUGCUCUUGCCCUCACAGACUUCUAGCCUCUAUGGUCUGAGACAGUUAUGUAUAGGUACAUCUCUGUUGGUGAAAAUUAUGCUUGAGAACCCCAAAGAUUAAAGGAAACAAUGUUAAGGGCUUUUGUGGGGAUAAAAGAUAAUGGGUAUAUGGAAUAGAAACAUUUCAAAUGAAGAAUCAAAGCAUUUUAGUCAAUCCACUUGGUUGU